AUGGCAGCUUCUUCGCUGUUCCGUAUUAUUCAGAGAGGUUCCACUGUUAUCAAAUCCUCGUAUGCUGCUACCUCGUUUUUGGUCUCUCCCAGGUUAGUUGGGAGGGGUGUGCCUUUUGAGAAGCAAGGUUUUUGGUGGGGUUUGAGGGAGUUGAGUUAUGGGAAGGUUAAUCUUGUGAUAAGGGAUGGGAAGACAAAGUUUGAGACUCAUGAGGUUGAGGCUCCUAGGAAAGAUAAGUGGAAGACUAAGAAGAGGUUGAAGAUGCAGAGGAAGCGAGAGAAGGAGAAGAGGAAAGCGGCGAAUAGGAGAGAUCCUCGUCGACUUGGCGUUAAAGGGAAGAAAAAGAAACAGAAGUUUGCCAGUCCAGAAGAGAGAAUCAAGUUCAAGAUUGACAAUGCGAGAGUCAAAGAAGCGUUGCUCAUUGAAAGACUCAAACGAUAUGAAGUUGCUAAAGCACAUGGUCCCGAUGUAAAACCAGAUGGCUUAACGGGGGAGGAACGGUUUUAUCUGAAGAAAAUGGCUCAGAAGAGUUCUAAUUAUCUACAAGUUGGAAGAAGAGGGUUAUUUGGAGGGGUUAUUCUCAAUAUGCAUUUGCAUUGGAAGAAACACGAGACCGUUAAGUGCAUAUGCAAGCCUUGUAAACCUGGUCAAGUACAUGAGUAUGCACAAGAACUUGCCAGAUUGAGUGGCGGUAUUCCGAUUCACAUCAUUGGUGAUGACACUAUAAUAUUUUAUCGCGGAAAGAACUAUAUACAACCUGAGGUUAUGUCGCCCAUAGAUACAUUAUCCAAGAAAAAGGCACUUGAAAAAUCAAAGUAUGAGCAAUCACUCGAGUCAGUGAGACGCUUCAUUGCGAUCGCGGAGAAAGAAUUGGAGCUAUAUCACAGACACGUUGCACUUUAUGGUGACCCUAGCAACCGCAAUCCCUUGUCUAUACUCGACGGUCCAAGUGGAAACUCCAACGGAAAGAGGAAUCAUGGUGAAAAGAACCUUGACUCGAGUAGCUAUUAUCUUUCAGAAACAGAAGCAGAUUCCUCACAGACGGACCUAUCAGAAUCCGAAGAUAACUUUAAAAAUGGAAACUUGUCAAUGAGUGAAUCAGAUUCUGAAGAAGAAGAAGAAGACAGCAUGUUGGGUUUGGAUGACGAUGAAGAAAGAGAAGUAUAUUUUAAUGGUCAAAGUGUAUGCUCAACCGCAGAUUCAUCAUCAAUAUCAAAACAUACCCAUCAUUUAAAGAGCUGCAUUGAGUAA
Messenger RNA from Lathyrus sativus (Indian pea), 1251 nucleotides. The record is from the annotation of a GenBank genome assembly. NCBI's taxonomy places the organism in Eukaryota, Viridiplantae, Streptophyta, Magnoliopsida, Fabales, Fabaceae.